This is a messenger RNA of Vittaforma corneae ATCC 50505, 1194 nucleotides long. RefSeq names its product serine-tRNA ligase. Gene Ontology annotation, biological process: seryl-tRNA aminoacylation. Gene Ontology annotation, molecular function: serine-tRNA ligase activity; tRNA binding; ATP binding. NCBI's taxonomy places the organism in Eukaryota, Fungi, Microsporidia, Nosematidae. The record is from RefSeq and is a predicted model, not a curated record. Gene Ontology annotation, cellular component: cytosol. The annotation marks the transcript as partial. The transcript has a single exon.
GUUGACGAAAUAUACAGCAAGGAUCAGGAGAGAAUAAAAGUAAACUACCAGCUUGAUAAGAUAAAUACUGAGAUCAACAGCAUUCAAAACCAAAUAAAGGAAGCAUACAAGUCUGGAAAGAAAGAUGAGGCACUAGUUGAAAAACUAAAAGCAAUGAAAAUCGAGCCAGAAAAUAGAAGAGACCAGCUGAAGGGCUGUGCUACGAACCUGAAGAGCGAGAUAGACAAACUUGUGUUUGGUAUUGGAAAUAUUCUGGAAGAGUCGGUUCCGAUUUGUAAGACAGAUGAUGGGAAUGUUGUUGUUAGGACACAUACUGGAUUUAGAAAGAUACCUGAGAGCCCCAAAAGCUAUGCCGAACUUAUGAAGUGCUAUACAAACCCAGAGGCUGGCGCUGAAGUGUUUGGGCACAGAGGAUACUUUUUGCAAGGUAAAAUGGCAUUACUGGCCAGAGCCCUCAAGAACUAUGCCAUUGAUUUUCUGGUUUCAAAGGGAUAUGAGUUCAUCCAGCCGCCUGUAAUGAUGAGAAAAGAUGUUAUGGCAUUAACAUCGCAGUUGAGCGAUUUUGAUGACCAACUAUACAAAGUUGAGGAAGAUCUAUAUUUGAUUGCUACAUCAGAGCAGCCCCUUACAGCCUUGUUUAUAAACAAGAAAUUAACAGAAAGUGACCUUCCAAAAAUGUUUGCUGGAGACUCACUUUGCUUCCGGAAAGAAGCAGGUGCAUACGGAAAGGACAACGCAGGUAUUUUCCGUGUGCAUCAAUUUGAGAAGAUUGAGCAGUUUGUCAUUUGCAGUCCCGAAGAAUCGAAGCAGAUUCACGAAAACCUUGUUAAGCAAUGUGAAGAGUUUUAUCAAAGCCUUGGACUGAGCUAUCAGAUAGUGCUGAUCUCAUCCGGGGAGAUGAAUGAUGCAGCGGCCAAGAAGUACGAUCUUGAGGCCUGGUUUCCCAACUCUCAGAAAUUCCGCGAACUUGUUUCUGCUUCAAAUUGCACAGAUUAUCAGUCAAGAAACCUUAAUGUUGGGUAUGGUUUUACAAAAGAAAAUGAAAGACAAAGCUACGUUCACAUGUUGAAUGCAACACUCUGUGCUAUUCAAAGGAGCCUUUGUUGUAUUGUUGAGAACUAUCAGGAGGAAGACAGGAUUUCCGUGCCGGAGGUGCUGAAGAAGUAUACGAAUUUUGAUUGCAUCUACCUGUAA